Penicillium angulare is the source of this 750-nucleotide messenger RNA. RefSeq lists its product as uncharacterized. Gene Ontology annotation, biological process: glucan catabolic process. Bases 1 to 750 code for a protein of 249 amino acids. NCBI's taxonomy places the organism in Eukaryota, Fungi, Ascomycota, Eurotiomycetes, Eurotiales, Aspergillaceae. The transcript is spliced from 2 exons. The record is from RefSeq and is a predicted model, not a curated record. Gene Ontology annotation, molecular function: hydrolase activity, hydrolyzing O-glycosyl compounds.
AUGCAGUCUUCACUGCUCCUACUUGCAGCUCUCUCGCCUCUAGCCUUAGCACUUCCAGAGGCGAAGACCGGGAUCGCAAAACGUGCAAGCACUCUGAUCCCAACAUCAUGCUUUGACUCUACCUCUUCACUUACAGAGUACUUCGAGUACAACUACCCAUGGGGAGACACCCACAAUGGAGCCGCCAUAAUGAGCAGUGCUAAUGCCGUCAUUUCAACUGCUGGCACUUUGACUUUGAACGCAACAUAUACCGGUGCAUCGGACUAUGCAUACGACUCUGGAACGGUCUAUUCAAAGCAAACAUUCACUGUCGAAGCCUCGGGGGGUCUGGAUUUCUCAGCCGACUUCAUCGCCCCAGUGGCAACGGGAACAUGGCCUGCAUUCUGGCUAGAUGGUGCAAACUCAUGGCCUCCAGAGAUCGAUAUUGCGGAGUGGAAGGGCACCGGCGAUAUCAGCUUCAACACUUUCAAUACUUCCAGUGAAGUUGAAGCGGAUAAUGUUGAUUAUCCUAGCCCGACCGAGUUUCAUACUGUCAGGGCUGAGCUGCGCGACGAGAAUGGAAGUGAUAUUAGCGUGAAGUUUUAUCUUGAUGGUGAUCUUAUCACUACUCAAUAUGCUAGUGGCUUCACGGGACAGCCAUUGUACUUGAUUAUUGAUCUUCAGAUGGAGGGAAGUAGUGGGAGCCCUGGUCCAACUGGAACUACGCUUUAUGAGAUCAAGAAUUUGGAAGUGGUUAGCCAAAAUCCUUGA